AUGUACAGCGAGCUGCAGCGUCUGUAUGACUGCUUCGGCGGCUGCGUGGACCCGGGUCAGGGCUUCCACGGCCUGAUGGACGAGGUUCGGCUGUGGAAGACGGCCCUGGGCCAGGAGGAGAUUGUACGGCGAAUGAGAUGGUCCAGCGGUCUGGAGGGCUUCCCCGACCUGGUGGGGUGGUGGAAGUUCGACGAGCCCAACAGCGACCCGGGGAUAUUCCGCCACCACACGGCGGCUCGGGACGCCUCGGGACACGGCAACGACCUGCAGCUGGAGACCCCGCCGCGGCCCCGGAGUGGAGUGGACAUCCCCGUGCCUGGUUCCCGUACUCCCCUCCGUACGGGCGCCCUCGAGUUCCGCAACGGCCUGGCCAUCAACAAGCGAGUGCAGGGCUUCCCGUCGAGGUCGUUCACCGUUGAGAUGUGGGCCAAGGGGGCGAAGGUGCAGCAGCGCGCCACACAGCUGUUCAGCUACGCCGCGCAGAAGACCACGUCGGACGGCUACCAGGCCCCAGGUUUCCUGGACGAUGCCGUACGGAUAGAACGUCUCCUGGCUUCCAGUGUACAGCGGCGCAGCAAGUACGGCGCACCCUCCUGGAUCGACAAUACCGGGGGCGCGGUGGCCCUCCACGUGAACAGCAACGAGAACACGGACAACCCGGGCCGAGAGGCGGUCAUCAUGUUCGAUGCCAAGUGCAGCUUCACUCCGGCACUCGCACGUAUUUUUGUUUUUCAUUGCACCCUGCUCACAACCUUGAUACCUCUCUGCCUCCUCGCAUGUACCCUCCUUGCCCGCCGCUUCUGCUGCCUGGCCAGGACUGACGACCAGUGGCACCACGUGGCCGUUACGUGGGAGUACGACACGGGUACUGCAGCUCUGUACCUCGACGGCCAGCCCCGAGUGCCCUUCUACAAGUCGGACUUCGGCGCUGUGGAGGAGCGGUCCCCCCUGGAGGGCGGGGUGGGGUCCCGGCUGGCGGCGGGGAGCUCCAGGGACGGGGGCGGGGCGCUGGUGCUGGGACAGGUUCUUCUGCUGCCCAACUUCCUUGACUUCCCGUCCAGCUCGCUGACCCUGGAGUUCUGGAUGACCAGCAUCGACCGCUGCCGGCCCGGGGUGCCCUUCAGCUACGCGGUGGGCGACUACAACAACGGAGACAACGCCUUCCUGCUCUUCAACUACAACAGCUGGCGGAUUCGACAACCCCGGCAUGGACCCGGCCUCCUCCGGGCUGGUGGCGUACUGGCGCUUCGACGAGGGCAGCGGGUACCGGGUCCGUGA
Molecule: messenger RNA, 1278 nt
Organism: Volvox carteri f. nagariensis
Lineage: Eukaryota; Viridiplantae; Chlorophyta; Chlorophyceae; Chlamydomonadales; Volvocaceae
Exons: 13
Coding region: 1-1278 (425 amino acids)
Source: RefSeq, a predicted model, not a curated record